UGCAUUUUAUUUUGCGAAAUUUUCACCAUAUUCAACAAAUACAAAAUCGAGAAAAGAUGAUAAUUCAACGAAAAAACAAGAGAUACGAGUUUUUAUGGGCCCACAUAAGGGCAGCAAAGGCCUUAUCUUUUGGUCUGUUUUACUCUUAUCAGAUGUCAAAUUUCAGAUAAAGGUUAGAAAGAACAAUUUUACCGUAGCCAGGCUACAGUAGGACAUCUUCAUUUUAAUGACAGAACAUUCCAUCUAAUUAAGAUUAGAUACUAUGAGAAAGGAUGCCACGUGCCUACCUUGUGAGGAAGUUAAAACUUGUAAUAUUUUGCUGCAUUGUAUUCAUUCUUCUCUAUGGUGGAAACAUUCUCAGACAAGCCAUCAGGGAUCGGAAAUGUUCAGAGGAAGAGUCCAAAUUCCUAAUGGAUGAAUUGUGUCACAACUAUUCUACACAUGCUGCAGCAGGAAAUAUGUGUCCAGCUUUGUGUACUUCUAAAAAGUUAAAAUAUAACAAAUGUACCAAUUACAGGGGAGGUAAGAAAGUCCUGAUAGCACAGUGUGAUGGAGUUUGCAAGGAGGGUAGUACUGUAAAAGCUGUCAUCAAAUCCAAACAUCCGAAAGAAGAAUUCCGUUUUGAACCUUUAGAUUUAGAAAAACAUGCCAAUGGAUCACUGACACAAAUGGGAUAUAAAAUGGCUCAUAACAUCUUUAAGAGUAUGCUCGAUUCACAGAUGUUGGAGGAAAGAGACAAGAUAAGUGACAUUUUCUCUUUCUUGUGGUCCCUUGAUGUUGAGCAGUAUAAAAUGGAAAACAGAGAGCUUAAAUCAGCUGAAAUGACUGCUAUGCAAAACAUCUGGGGACUGAUCAAUCAAGAUGAAUACCUCUUUAUGAAAGUUCAUCAAAAACAGUCUUUUGUUCCAAAAAUGUAUGGCACUUGUGGCUUUUAUUAUGUGAUGGAGUAUGCACCUCCAGGGGACAUUCUUGAUCCACAGUUUUUCUCAGGCAGUGGUUCGUCUUUUGAAGAGCGAGCUAAAACAGCUAUUGAUAUCUUAGAUAUUGUACAAUCUUUAGACUAUGGCUUUUAUGAACCGGUACACAUGUGCGAUGUGAAAGCAGAGAAUUUUGGAAUUGGUGAAGAUCAACAGGUGAAAAUACUAGACUCUGACUCUUUAUUUUUUCAUACAUCCAUGAUGAAAAAUUUAGCCCAACCAUCGUGUACAAAUCAUGACGAUUGCGACUUUUUUGAUUGCCGAGGCUGGUGUGAAUUAGAGACAGGAAAAUGUACAAAACAAAGAUCCAACAACAAUUUACAGACUGUUUGUGAAGACAUCCUCAUAGAUAAACCAACCAAUUUUUAUGCAGGACUUCUUCACAAUCCACCAUCAGAGUUUAAAGAAGAGUUAUUGCCCCUUCUUGAAGAGUGUGCCUAUCCCGCACACUCCAAAGGAAUAGUCCGGAAGCCCACCUCCGACGACGUGUACUGGAAACUUCAUAAUCUUUUAAAAAGGAUCAUACGGGAAUCCUAAAUGUAACACUUUUAAUUAGUGAUCCAACUUUCGUUGAAAUUGGACCAUUUGUUCAGAGGAACUUUAUUUUAUAACUUGUUUUAGCCAAAUUUUAGCCAUAGAAAAGGCACCAUGGUCUUUCAGCGACAUCCAAAUUUCCAGGUAUCCAACAAAAUGAUGAAGGUUAGAGAAGAGGAAAUUACUAUGGGAAAUCUGACACUGGACAUUUUUAUGUGUAUUCAGUUAGAGAGGGAAAGUGCAGCUAAUGGGCACAAAAAAUAGACUUCUCUCACAUAAACAUGUAUGUUGAUUUAAAAAACGUUAUGAAUUAUAUUGCAGUAAAAUAUUGAUUCAUUAUUUAAUCUAUGCAGUUACUGGGGCACCACCAAGUAUGACCUUUAAUUUAAAAAAAAAUUCUGAUUUGUAAUGAACAUAUAUAAAUUGUAUAAAAAGAACUAUAUAUAUAAACU
Messenger RNA from Magallana angulata, 1963 nucleotides. Its product is annotated as divergent protein kinase domain 1C-like. The record is from RefSeq and is a predicted model, not a curated record. Bases 273 to 1514 code for a protein of 413 amino acids. The transcript has 4 exons. Lineage: Eukaryota; Metazoa; Mollusca; Bivalvia; Ostreida; Ostreidae.